GUAUUAUUGUUUGGGUAGAAGUGGAGCAGGCGACAUUUUAAAAAUAGAGCUAAAGGGAUCUAUAGCGAGAUCUGCGGGGAUCGGGCUGAUUGUUUAGCGGGUAGUAUCGGUACCGCCGCGGGCAGGCUGUGAUCCAGCGCAGGGUUCUGAUCCGGUAUCUCUGAAUCCGCUCCGCUGAGUAAAGGAAAGAUGAGUAGCCAGUACCAGCGCAGCGUCCCGUUUGAUGUGCGGAGGUUGGAGGGGGAAAGGGUGCGGGCCAAGCAUCCUGACAAAAUUCCGAUCAUCGUAGAAAGAGCUUCUCGAUCUCGUGCUCCUGAACUUGACAAAAAGAAAUACCUCGUCCCCUCAGACCUGACAGUUGGCCAGCUGUGUUUCCUCAUCAGACAGCGAGUGUCCAUGAGGCCAGAGGAAGCACUCUUCUUUUUCGUCAAAAAUUCCCUCCCUCCAUCCAGCUCCCCUCUUUCUGUUGUGUACGAGGAACAUCACGAGGAGGACCUGUUCCUGUAUAUGACCUACAGCAAUGAGAGCGUGUACGGAGCCUGAGAGGACACAAAAUGGGGUCACAGAGGAGGAGAAAGAGGGCGGGAUGGAGGGAGGGAGAGAGCAGGCGCAGAUUAAAAACGCGGGGAGCUGAGAAGUGUUGACAGUUUUACCACUAUUAUACCAUGUUGAAAAAGGCUAAGCUUUGAGGGGCAUUGUACAGCGGUGUGGUUUAUUUAGUUGGUUGUAUAUUUGGGGCGCAACCACGGUGGCUUGACUAAAGCAUUAAGGCAUUCUGAAAGGAAUUGGAAAGGAAAGAUGGAGUGAGAGAAGAUCUUAUAUAAGGAAUAGUUCAGCUCUGUUUAACCCUGCUGUGUCUGUACUGAUAGGUCAGUUGCCACAGACAGUGAGCUCAGAACCUUUUUCUGAUCUGAAGUUACAAAACGGCAGAAAAUCUGCUUACUAAAAGUGUGUUGUGGGCAUGUUGGUUUCUGGAAUUCAACAGUAAUUAUAUUAAAUUGGAAUUAACUUGUAAUUUGAGGUUUAAAUCUGUGUAGGGAACUAGCUUGUCAUCUUUUUUAGUGUAGUUUGUGUAGAUUGUGGAUUGCGGAACGUGAAUCCCAGAAAGCCUACGUGAUAAAGGGUUAAAGUAACUGGAACUACUUUUUACUGUGUUUCAGGGUUUUCAAAGUCACAUAAAACUACUGCAUAAAUGAACAGUCAGACCAUGUUUCCACCCACAGCACCACAAGUUUCAAAGAAUAUAUCGUCUUCUAAUUGGCUUCUAUUAUUAUUAUCAUUAGAAAAAAAAGCUUCUGUUCGUUUCUUCUAUAGUUCAGAAAAAAAAUCCCGCUAAAAUUACUGUCUGUGAUUUAAAAAUGAAUAAUACAGUACACAUGCAGCAAAUAGAGACUGGGUUAAAUCACUGGAAUAUUCCUUUAAACCAUGGUCCCUAGUCCUAGUCCUGGAGACUUCACUGCCGUGCUCACUGUUGUGUUCCUUCUGAUUGGUAUACCCACAGUGGUCCGGUAGACUAAGGCACUGUGACUGUGAUCCGAGGGUCGCUGGUUCGAAUGCCAUAUUAUGCUGCAUGCAGCAGCAGCCAGAGUCCGAGAGAGCACAGUUGGGCAUGCUCUCUCUGGGUGGGUACAGUAGAUGACGUUCUUUGCUCACAUCAUUCAUCACUAAUAUAAUGUAUGUUGGUUAGCACAGGCAUCUGUAAGCUGAUGUAUCAGAGAUGGGGAUUUGGCGCUUUCCUCAGAGUACGCUGGCUGCUGGCCUAUUGAUACUGCAUUGGCCGCAGAUAACUUCACAAGUUUAUAUGUACGGGAGAUUGGGUAAUUGGCCUUCCAAAUCGGGUAGAAAAUAAUGAAUAGUGUAAAAUUAGUGUAAAAAGUGAAUUAAAUACUGCAGUGUAGGCAUUGUGCACCCGGGACCAGGGUUGGGGACCACUGUUUUAAAAAAUACGAAGAAAAGAGAGAGAAGUUCGCGGAAGUGGUGCAGUACAAAAGUAUUCAUGUUUCCACGACUCUCUCCCAGGAGUGACUCACCUGUAUUUAAUGCAAAUAGUAUUUUUUUGUAAAGUUAUAUGAUACUUUUUUUGUGCAAAAAACUAAAUAAAUAAAUCAAUAAAAAUACAACAUUGAAUUUUC
Molecule: messenger RNA, 2132 nt
Organism: Astyanax mexicanus (Mexican tetra)
Lineage: Eukaryota; Metazoa; Chordata; Actinopteri; Characiformes; Acestrorhamphidae
Exons: 5
Coding region: 190-543 (117 amino acids)
Biological process (GO): cellular response to nitrogen starvation; macroautophagy; autophagosome assembly
Cellular component (GO): autophagosome membrane; cytosol; autophagosome
Molecular function (GO): ubiquitin protein ligase binding; GABA receptor binding
Source: RefSeq, a predicted model, not a curated record